AUGGCCGAGGAUGCAAACCCCGCCGCAUCGCGAAUCAAUUCGGUCCCUCGAAACAUGCCAUCCGCAGAUGCUGCUCCAAAUGCUUCUGCAUCCCCACAUACAGAGAGAGAUGAACAGGCCGAUGUAAAGCCUGAAAACGCGUUGGCUGGGACGAAAGCCGCCGCUUCUGAAAAUCCUGAAUCCCCUGCCACAGAGGCUGCCAAGCCCGAGCCGCCUGCCGGAACACAAGAGCAAGAUACGGAUGAGAGCGGCGUUGCGGUAGAAGAGACAGCUGAAGUUGCUGCCCCCACCGGAGAUGGCGCCAAUGGAACCCCAUCUGCUUCCAAAAAAUCCAGUAACGGAAAACGCAAAUCGACAGGAGGCGUUGACAGCAAGGGGAAAAAAUUGAACAAGAAAAAGUCUGCAGCUCGAAUUACACACCUGGAUGCCAAGCCAGGAGAAUACUACACUGCUCGUCUGAAAAGCUAUGCGCCCUGGCCGUCGAUAAUAUGUGAUGAGGAGAUGCUCCCCCCUUCUCUUUUGUCGACGCGCCCGGUUACUACGAAACAGAAGGACGGUACAUACAAGGAGGCUUACAGUGACGGCGGCAAACGUGUGCAUGAGCGAACGUUUCCAAUUAUGUUCUUGUACACAAAUGAAUUUGCUUGGAUUCCAAACACCGACCUAACGCCUCUCGACCCGGAGUCCUGCAAAGAUGUGAAUGAAAAGGGAAAAACGAAGAGCCUGGUUGAGGCUUAUCGUGUAGCCGCCGAGAACCAUGAUCUUCAAUAUUUUAAAGAUAUGCUUGCGGACCAUCAGCGGGCGUUAGAGCAAGACCAGGAGGAACGUGAAGCUCGCGCGGCAGCAAAGGCGGCUAAGCAAGAGAAGAAAAAGCGGAAGAGCAUGGAUGUGGCUGAUGAGCAAGAAGAUGAGGCAGCGGAUGUUGGAACCGAGAAACGAAAGAGCACGAAGAAACGGAAGAAGGACGUUGAGAGCGAUGCUGAGAGCGACAAGCCCGCAAAGACCCCCAAAACUGCCACUAAACUAAAAUUGACCACGCCCAAGACUCCAGCGACCGGUGAGUCAGGAAAGAAAACUUCCGCAAAACCAGCAAAAACGAAGGUCACCAGUGCCAAAAAGGCCAAAAAGGAAGCCAAGGCAACAAGUGAUGGAGAUACCGCUGAAGCUUCAAAGGAGAGCGAAGUUGAAAAGCCGCUUAAUCCGCAGGAAGCCAAGCUGAAGAAGGAGAAAGAAGUUUUGUAUCUUCGCCACAAACUCCAAAAAGGGUUCCUCACACGUGACCAGGCACCCAAGGCGGAGGAAAUGGCUUCAAUGUCUAAUUUCAUCCAAAAACUGGAGUCGUAUGCCGAUCUUGAAGUCAGCAUCAUCCGCAAAACCAAGAUCAACAAAGUCCUGAAGGCCAUCAUCAAACUAAACUCGAUCCCCAAGGACGAGGAAUUCAACUUCCGCCGCCGCUCCAUCAACAUCCUAAAUAAAUGGACAACCCUACUGGAUUCCGAUAUCCCCCCUGCAAGGGAGAAGGAAGAACAGGAGCCGAAGUCUAAGCCAAAGGCAAAUGGCCACAAGCAGGUCAAUGGGCAGAAGAUGGAAGAGGCAACUGAUGCGAAUGACGGCGCUGCUGUUGGUGCUACUACCCAGGCGGAUGAAGAUGAGAUCAUGCCAGAUGCCCCAGAGGUCAAGACUCCGGCGGACGGUGAGAAGUCAGGAUCGCUUCUUGCCAAAGGAGAAGCGGAGGCUAUGGAGGUCUAA
Histoplasma capsulatum G186AR is the source of this 1749-nucleotide messenger RNA. RefSeq names its product PWWP domain-containing protein. NCBI's taxonomy places the organism in Eukaryota, Fungi, Ascomycota, Eurotiomycetes, Onygenales, Ajellomycetaceae. The coding region runs from base 1 to 1749 and encodes 582 amino acids. The record is from RefSeq and is a predicted model, not a curated record. Gene Ontology annotation, biological process: anterograde axonal transport. Gene Ontology annotation, cellular component: mitochondrion. The transcript is spliced from 5 exons.